ACCGCCCCCUCUGCUACUCCGGCUCGCUCAUUGGCUGUCUCCACAACACGUACUUCCGCUCGGUGACGUUUCUCCCUGGCUGCAGGAUUUUCCCGCCAGCUCCUUGAACCGCGUUGCCGAGGCGGAGAGAGUUGCGCGGCCACCAUGUCCAAGCAGAGCACCCUAUUCAGCUUCUUCACCAAGUCUCCUCCCGGCAAGACCACGAAGAACGGCACCUCCGGGUCCCCCACCGAGGCUGACCUGCCCUCCGCUACCGGCAAGAAAUCUAACUCCUCUCCCAAAGAGUCAGCCGGGGCUCCAAAGCAUGGAGGGAAGACCCCCAGAGCCGUCACCCCGAGUGUGGUCUGUGAUUUUACACCAGGAGAUCUUGUUUGGGCCAAGAUGCCAGGUCACCCAUGGUGGCCCUCCCUAGUUUACAACCAUCCCAGAGAAGAGACACAUCUCAGAGGAAAGGGAAAGUCGCUCAGUGUUCAUGUACAGUUUUUUGAUGAACCCCCGAGCAGAGGAUGGGUGGGAGUGAAAUAUAUAAAGAAUUAUUCAGGCUCAACAGGAUCUGAAACCCAAAAGGGAGGCUUAUUUUUCAGCACAAGAACUGAGAUAGUAAGAGCAAUGAAAAUGGCAGAUGAAGCAAUGGCAACGGAGAAAGAAAAGAGACUGUGUCUGGCAGUGUGCACAGAGCCUUCUGAUUCAGAGGAGGAAAUGGAGGUAGAUGAAAAUUCGGAAAGUGAUGAAAAGAUUCCAGAGAAUAAAAACGGAAGGCCGCUACGUCAGACCAAAAAGGCUAAGAGGAGAAGAAUUAUGGUUGAGUCGGACAGUGGAGAUGAGGGAUCUGAGGAUGAGUUCAAGCCAGAUGCUAAGGAUAAUGCAAGCAGUGAUGAGGACAGCAGUGGGGUCGAUGAGGAUAAAGUUUCUGCCCCAGAGUCUGAAACAGAAGACAGCCCUGUCAAGAUCCCUAUCAAACGUAAGAGAGGAAGCGCGCCAAAGCCUCCUGCUAAGAAUUUGCAAAAUGAUCUACCGGAUACUCCAAAAAGAACAGUCAAUGUGUCAGCAGAAGCCAAGCUAAAGCUGUCAUCUUUCUCUGCCCCAGAAGCCUUUGAGUCGCAGUCAAACACUGGAGGUGCUGGUGCUGUUUCUACCUGGGACCAUGAAAAGUUGGAGUGGCUUCAAGAUGGGAAGAGAAAAGAUGCAAAACGAAAAAAGCAGAAUGAUGAAGAUUAUGACCCAGGCACACUGUACGUUCCAGACGAUUUCCUCAAUAAAUGUACUCCAGGAAUGAGAAAAUGGUGGCAGCUGAAAUCUCAGCACUUUGACACGGUCAUAUUUUAUAAAGUUGGCAAGUUCUACGAACUUUACCACAUGGAUGCUGUUAUUGGGGUGAAUGAGUUGGGCCUCAUGUUCAUGAAAGGCCAAUGGGCCCACUCCGGAUUCCCAGAGAUUGCUUUUGGCCGUUUCUCAGAUGUUCUGGUUCAAAAGGGAUAUAAAGUAGCCAGGGUAGAGCAGACAGAGACACCAGAGAUGAUGGAAGCACGCUGCAAGUCCAUGUCUCACCCUACGAAGUUUGAUAAGGUUGUGAGAAGAGAAAUAUGCAGGAUUAUUACCAAAGGAACUCAGACCUACAGCGUGCUAGACGGAAACCCCUCAGAAAGUCAUAGUAAAUAUCUGCUCUGCGUGAAGGAAAAGAUGAACGAUUCAUCCGGUCAGCAGAGAAUAUAUGGCGUUUGCUUUGUGGAUACUUCCGUAGGAAAGUUUUACAUCGGACAGUUUCAUGAUGACCGCCAUUGUUCAAGAUUUAGAACCUUGGUUGCCCACUAUCCUCCAGUACAGAUCUUGUUUGAGAAGGGUAAUCCAUCACUGGACACUAGGAAGGUACUUAAAAGUUGCCUGUCCACUUCCAUUCAAGAGGGGUUAACGCCUUCCUCUCAGUUCUGGGAUGCUUCAAAAACACUAAAGGUCUUAGCUGAGGAAGGUUAUUUUGUGGAAGAUUCUAAGGAGGACUCUGAGAACAGCUCAUUGCCUCCAGUUCUAAAAGCCAUGAUUUCGGAGAGUGACUCUUUAGCCCUUACUCCGGGUGAGAAGCAUGAGCUUGCUCUUUCUGCACUGGGGGCCUGUAUUUGUUACCUUAAGAAAUGCCUUAUAGAUCAAGAGCUGCUCUCUAUGGCCAAUUUCGAAGAGUAUGUUCCUGUUGAUCUUGACCUUGAAAGAGCCCAAACCUCAACCAGUUUCUUUGCUAAAACAAGCCAGCGAAUGGUUCUUGAUGGAGUAACACUAGCAAACUUGGAGAUUCUCCAGAAUGGGACAAAUGGGUCUACUGAAGGGACGCUGCUAGAGAAGUUAGACACAUGCUUCACUCCUUUUGGCAAGCGUCUUUUAAAGCAAUGGCUCUGUGCUCCGCAAUGCAAUCCAUUCUCGAUCAAUGAUCGACUUAAUGCAGUAGAAGAUCUCAUGGCUAUUCCGGGAAAGGUUUCCGAGGUUGGGGAACUGCUGAAAAAACUUCCAGAUCUUGAAAGGCUUCUGAGCAAAAUUCAUAGUAUUGGCUCUCCACUCAAAAGCCAAAACCACCCAGACAGCAGAGCGGUCAUGUAUGAGGAGACCACCUACAGCAAGAAGAAGAUAGCAGAUUUCCUUUCUGCUCUGGAAGGUUUUAGAGUGAUGCGCGAAGUCAUAAUGAUCAUGGAAGAUGUUGUUGAUGAUUUCAAGUCCAACAUUCUCAAGCAGGUGGUCAGCCUUAAAGAUAAAAAUCCCAAAGGACUCUUUCCAGACUUGUCAGCUGAGUUGAAGCGCUGGGAUACUUCAUUCGACCACGAGAAAGCUAAAAAAACUGGAGUGAUCACUCCUAAAGCUGGUUUUGAUCCUGACUACGAUGAAGCCCUGAGAGACAUUAAGACCGAAGAGCAGAAUCUGAACAAUUACUUGGAAAAGCAACGUAAGAGACUGGGGUGCAAGAAUAUGGUUUAUUGGGGGACCGCAAAGAACCGUUACCAAAUGGAAAUCCCAGAAAGUGUCAUAGGACGGAACUUACCGGAGGAGUAUGAGUUAAAAUCUACAAAAAAGGGCUUUAAACGUUAUUGGACCAAGGCCAUAGAAAGUAUGUUUAGUGACCUGGUAAACGCAGAAGAGCGCAGAGAUGCAGCCCUUAAAGACUGUAUGAGGAGGCUGUUCUAUAACUUUGAUAAAAAUUACAAAGAUUGGCAAACGGCAGUGGAGUGUUUUGCUGUAUUGGAUGUCCUGAUGUGCUUGGCGCAGUACAGCCGUGGUGGCGAUGGGCCAGUUUGUAGGCCUGACAUCUUGUUGCCUGAUGACAUUGCACCAUUUUUGGAGCUCCGUGGAUCCACUCACCCUUGUAUUACAAAAACCUUUUUUGGAGAUGACUUCAUCCCAAAUGAUAUUGUAAUUGGGUGCAAGGAUGAUGAUGAUGAGGAGAAUAGUAAUGCCCACUGCGUACUCGUCACUGGUCCAAACAUGGGCGGCAAGUCAACCCUGCUAAGACAGGCUGGUCUCAUGGUGGUCAUGGCACAGCUGGGGUGUUAUGUUCCUGCAGAGGUGUGUAAGCUGACCCCUGUGGACAGAGUAUUCACAAGGCUGGGCGCAUCAGACAGAAUCAUGGCAGGGGAGAGCACAUUUUUUGUGGAAUUAAGUGAAACUUCAAGUAUACUGCAACACGCAACUGAGCAUUCCCUAGUGCUCCUGGAUGAACUUGGCAGGGGCACUGCUACGUUUGAUGGGACGGCAAUAGCCAGUGCUGUUGUUAAAGAGCUCUCUGAGAGGAUUAAAUGUCGUACCUUGUUCUCAACACAUUACCAUUCCCUGGUGGAGGAUUACUCUCACACAACUGCUGUACGCUUGGGACAUAUGGCUUGUAUGGUUGAAAAUGAGUGUGAGGAUCCCAGCCAGGAGACAAUCACUUUUCUAUACAAGUUUAUUAAGGGUGCUUGCCCAAAAAGCUAUGGAUUCAACGCAGCAAGACUUGCCAACAUUCCUGAGGAUAUUAUUCAGACUGGUCACAAGAAAGCACGAGAGUUUGAAAGAACUUUACUGUCGGUAAAGAUAUUCAGGGAGCUCUACGGUUUACUGGAGAGAGACAUCUUUGACAGCCAAGCAGUCGGCAAGCUCCUGGCAAUGGUGUAAUAACAAAAUACAACGGUGGAUUUUGGUGUUUAUUCACAAGGCUGGUUUUCACACAUUAUGAUCUAAUAAACUUUAUUUUUUAAAAAUGA
Molecule: messenger RNA, 4214 nt
Organism: Hyla sarda
Lineage: Eukaryota; Metazoa; Chordata; Amphibia; Anura; Hylidae
Gene: MSH6
Product: mutS homolog 6
Exons: 10
Coding region: 145-4125 (1326 amino acids)
Biological process (GO): mismatch repair
Cellular component (GO): MutSalpha complex; nucleus
Molecular function (GO): mismatched DNA binding; ATP binding; ATP-dependent DNA damage sensor activity
Source: RefSeq, a predicted model, not a curated record